Molecule: messenger RNA, 548 nt
Organism: Xiphophorus maculatus (southern platyfish)
Lineage: Eukaryota; Metazoa; Chordata; Actinopteri; Cyprinodontiformes; Poeciliidae
Gene: ociad2
Product: OCIA domain containing 2
Exons: 7
Coding region: 1-480 (159 amino acids)
Cellular component (GO): mitochondrial inner membrane
Source: RefSeq, a predicted model, not a curated record
AUGAGUUCUGGAAGUGGAGAACCUACAACAGUGAAGACAGCGGAGGCUCCUGCUCCUGAUUCAGCUCCAGCCAAACAGGGCUGGAAGUGUCCCCUGAGCGACGCUCACGUCCACCGGGAAGAUGUGUGGAAGGUGUGGAGAGAGUGCCAAGAGGAAAGCUUCUGGUAUAGAGCUCUCCCCCUGUCUGUGGGCAGCAUGGCUGCCACUGGUGGUCUCAUCUACAACGGUGUUUGGAAAUCGUCAGCAAGGUUUGGCCCUUUUCCAAAGCUAGCAGUUGCGGGUCUCCUCGGGUUUGCAGUGGGAAAAGCUUCGUAUGUUGGAACUUGUCGGAGCAGGUUCCAGGAGCUCGGCAUUAAAGACGGCCCGGGAACUGGGCCCUGGUCCAGAAGAGGUCCGUCAGGUCCAGGACUCAGACAGUGCCAACAUGAGUGUGACGAAUGCAAGAAAAAACCUCAAGCUGCACCAGCAGAGCAAGCUUAAAGUUAAAUGCGCACAAAGCUAAUCUCAACAGUUCUAUAAAAAUGAGACCCCUGCAUCACCAUGGAAGG